UAAAUUGUUUCUGCGUUGCGGGCAUCGAGUUCUGUGGCUCGAGAACAGUGUGCCCCCCUCAAUUCCAGUCUGGAUUCGACAGUCCUCGCUGCGGAGAGGAGUGGGGAAACUUUUCUAAGCUUGAUGAGGUCGUGGGUCAGUGGAGAUGGUCAGUGAAGUGGGGUUUAGAUUAGGGAUUUGGACGUAAGUUGGGAAGUUUUGUGGGUUGGCGCCGGCUGUGGAGAUGGCCAUGGGGGACGUGACCGGUGUGAAUCGCUAUGACAAGGGGGUGACCAUCGGUUCGGGUACUUUCGGUAUCGUCUUCAAGGCAAUCGAUAAAUUGACGAACAGGACUGUAGCUGUUAAGAUGAUUAGAACGGGUAAAUACAAGGAGGGAGUAAACGUGACAGCUUUGAGGGAGAUCAAAUUGUUGAAGGAGUUGUAUGAUCCAAAUGUGAUCGAGCUCGUGGAUGUGUACCAACACAAACGAAAUUUAUAUCUUGUGUUCGAGUACAUGGAGAGUGACUUGGAAGCAGUAAUCUACGAUCGCAACACUUUUCUUUCUCCCGCGGACUACAAAUCCUACAUUUACAUGACCCUGAAGGGACUGGCUUUUUGUCAUAAGAAAUGGAUUCUCCACAGGGAUAUGAAGCCAAAUAAUUUAUUGCUUGGUUCAGACGGACAGUUGAAGAUUGCCGAUUUUGGUUUAGCUCGGAUCUUUGGAAGUCCAGACCGGAGAUUCACUCAUGAGGUGUUUGCUCGGUGGUAUCGCGCUCCUGAGCUCCUCUUUGGCUCCAAAAUGUACGGACCAGGUGUCGACGUCUGGGCAGUUGCUUGUAUUUUUGCAGAACUCAUUCUUCGACGUCCUCUCUUUCAGGGUACAAGUGAUAUUGAUCAACUCGGAAAAAUCUUUGCAACCUUUGGAACUCCACGUGAAUCACAAUGGCCAGACAUGACUUCUUUACCUAAUUAUGUGGAAUACUCCUAUUCUCCACCCCAGCCCUUUCGCACUCUUUUUCCGCAGGCCAGUGAAGACUGCCUAGACCUUCUUCAACGGAUGUUUACAUACGACCCUAGGCAAAGAAUCUCCGCACAGCAAGCUCUAGAGCACAGGUAUUUUAGAACAGAGCCAGCAGCAACGCCCCCACAUUUGCUUCGUAGGCCAGUUCGGCAACAAAUAGACGGACAAACAAAUGCUUUGGAUCCUGCACCUGAGGAUAUUUAAGGUUUCUCCACCAAUUAAAACAGGACACAGUUGAAGGCGCUCAGAAAACAAUUUUUCAGUGGAAGAGUCCACUAUUUCAUAAUACUCCAAAAAAUAAUCGAGAAGUGAAUGUGGUUAUAUAUCUUGAAUCGAUUGGAAUGGUUUAUAGUUGCAGUUUUUUUAGAAGACAUCAGGGCAGGCUGUAAACCUGACGUUGUCUUCAGAAAGAUUGUGCUGCUUGGAAUAUCCUCACCCUCAACAUUUGAUGAUAUUUGCCUAAAUAUGUUGGUUUUUAACCCUGGAAACAAAACUGGGAACAUAAAAAUCAAUUAUUAUAUCACAAUUAGUGCUAU
Physcomitrium patens is the source of this 1536-nucleotide messenger RNA. RefSeq names its product cyclin-dependent kinase D-1. Lineage: Eukaryota; Viridiplantae; Streptophyta; Bryopsida; Funariales; Funariaceae. Gene Ontology annotation, molecular function: ATP binding; RNA polymerase II CTD heptapeptide repeat kinase activity; cyclin-dependent protein serine/threonine kinase activity. Gene Ontology annotation, biological process: positive regulation of transcription by RNA polymerase II; protein phosphorylation. The record is from RefSeq and is a predicted model, not a curated record. Gene Ontology annotation, cellular component: transcription factor TFIIH holo complex; nucleus; cytoplasm.